Molecule: messenger RNA, 786 nt
Organism: Kuraishia capsulata CBS 1993
Lineage: Eukaryota; Fungi; Ascomycota; Pichiomycetes; Pichiales; Pichiaceae
Exons: 1
Coding region: 1-786 (261 amino acids)
Biological process (GO): translation
Cellular component (GO): mitochondrion
Molecular function (GO): ribosomal large subunit binding
Source: RefSeq, a predicted model, not a curated record
AUGAACGUUUUAAGAUUAAGUUUAUCCAGAUCGUUUUCUAGAAACCUGGUGUUCUCAUCGAGAACUUUCCUACAGCCUGCUUCUCUGCAGAGAUCGGUACCUUUCUCAACGUCCGUUUAUGCAAGGGCCAAGGCUAGCAAGAAAUCCAAAGGUGGAAAGGCAGCCAAAGGAAAACAAGCCAAAGAAGAGCCUGCCGAGGAGGUGGAAUUCCUGGACCCUGAGGCUAUCAUAAAAGCCAUCACUGCUGAAUUUAGCGCAACUGGAUCAGCAUUCAAAGAGAAGGCAGCGGAGAUUCAGAAGGGCAGAGCCGACCCCAAGAUAUUCGACCACCUGAAUAUCGAGCUUGAUCACCACGAAACUUCCUCAUUUACUGAAGUUGCUCAGACGACUUUGAGAGGACCAAAGGCUCUCAAUGUCACCGUCUUUGACCCGGCAAACACCAAGAGAGUGGUCUCCGCUAUCAUCGGAGCUGAUUUGAACAUGAACCCAGAGGUGGAUCCUCUGAACCCUCAGAUGCUCAAGGUCCCACUGCCAUUGGUGUCCUCUGAAGUCAAGGAAGGCCAAGCAAAGGCCCUCAAAGCAACAUACGAGAAUUUCAAAAACUCUACUACAAAUAAGCAAUCACUUUCAUACAUCAGGGGAAAGGCCCUCAAGGACGUGAAGGCAGCAGAGGGAACCAAAAACAUACUCACCAAACUCGCUGCUGAUAUUGAAAAACUUCAUAAAAAGUACGCAGAUGAUCUGCUAAAGGAGUAUAAGCAGGCCACACAAGUGGUUCUGAAAUAA